Messenger RNA from Ipomoea triloba (trilobed morning glory), 366 nucleotides. RefSeq lists its product as uncharacterized. Gene Ontology annotation, molecular function: DNA helicase activity. Bases 1 to 366 code for a protein of 121 amino acids. The transcript has a single exon. Gene Ontology annotation, biological process: telomere maintenance; DNA repair. The record is from RefSeq and is a predicted model, not a curated record. Lineage: Eukaryota; Viridiplantae; Streptophyta; Magnoliopsida; Solanales; Convolvulaceae.
AUGUCAUAUGACCGUGAAGGUCUUGCAAGAGAAAGUGAUAACCUGUCACGUAAACUAACUGAUGAGCAAAGAGGAGUCUAUGCAACGAUACUUGAGGAUGUUGCGUCUAACCUAUGUGGUUUGUUCUUUGUCUACGGAUACGGCGAAACUGGGAAGACGUUUCUAUGGAGGGCAUUGUCUUUGGAAAUGCAAUCUAAAGGUGAUAUUGUUAUCAAUGUUGUAUCAAGUGGUAUAGCUUCUUUACUUUUACUUAGUGGAAGAAUUGCACACUCAAGGUUUGCAAUACCAAUUUCCAUUACAGAAGACUCAACAUGUAAUAUUAAACCUGGUAGUGACCUUGCUGAGUUGAUUGUGAAACCAAGCUGA